AUGGCCGUACACGAUUACAUUGCAGCGCUCAACUGGGUCAAAGGAAACAUCGCUGCCUUUGGAGGAAGUAAUGAUAAGAUGGUGCUUUUUGGACAGAGUGCCGGGGCAGACGACAUCUUCGCAUUCUCUACGCUACUGCAGGCCAGGGGUCUCGUAUCAUCCGUUAUUCUAGAAUCGGGAGGCGAGCAAGACUUGACGCCGUACGAGACAGCCCAACUUGCCGGAUCCAGCUUUGCGGCGGCUUUGGGCUGCAGCGAAACAGACCUCCCUUGUAUGCAAGGCAAGUCCGUCAAAGAGCUCCAGGACGCGUUCCUGAACACUCAUGCUCUUCUUGACAGCCGUCUCAAUGGCGCCGAGCUUGGUACGGUUCUGGGAGUCAACUUACCAAAUAUCACUUUCUUGAGUUCUGUAAUCUAG
Messenger RNA from Colletotrichum scovillei, 417 nucleotides. RefSeq lists its product as uncharacterized. The record is from RefSeq and is a predicted model, not a curated record. Lineage: Eukaryota; Fungi; Ascomycota; Sordariomycetes; Glomerellales; Glomerellaceae. The coding region runs from base 1 to 417 and encodes 138 amino acids. The transcript is spliced from 2 exons.